This is a messenger RNA of Clupea harengus (Atlantic herring), 3464 nucleotides long. It is a transcript of the gene nrbp2b, whose product is annotated as nuclear receptor binding protein 2b. Gene Ontology annotation, biological process: protein phosphorylation. The record is from RefSeq and is a predicted model, not a curated record. Lineage: Eukaryota; Metazoa; Chordata; Actinopteri; Clupeiformes; Clupeidae. Gene Ontology annotation, molecular function: ATP binding; protein kinase activity.
CUUUACAAGUAGGCUAUAGCUUAAAACUGAAGAAAUAGUUAUCAGUUGAUUAGUUUCAAGGUCAUAAUAAAAUAAACAUGUAUAUAUUUGUUUGCGUAGCUUUACCUGGGAAUUGGUGUAUAAAAUGUUACAUAACUGGUAGAAAAGGCAGGCUACACCAGAGGCUACACGUCGUUUUUUUUUUUUAGUUUGCGCCCACUUGCAGUUAUUUACGGUAGUUUUCUUGCGCCACAGAUCGCUUUUAAAGCUCCGAGCAUAACUCGGCGACAAUGAUGUCUAUUACAAUAGAAGGUUAUUGACAACACCUCUACGCAAGGCGGGGAAAUAGAGUCCUUGUGAUAUAUUUUAGGCAUGGAAUACUGUCUUCUUUUUAUCACUGAGAAGAGUGCGUUUCGUAGUGUUUGAGUAUAUCGCAAUCUUUUUCGUAUUUGUCUGUUUAUAUGGACCAAAUGGAUUUUUAACUGUUGUUCCAAAACGAUACUUCAAAUAUCCAUUGAGCUCAGCAGUCGCAUAACUUAAAGUAUGUAUACUCACUGACAAAGUCGUGCCAGAGGUCUUUAAUAUCGGUAACCGUACCUGUUGUGUAUGGUAUUCACAGAAAGCGUAACGUUGCCUCACUAUGAAAUUGCAUUGAUAAAGCCGCGUCAUUACUGGAGGCAUAGGCUACUGUAGCAGUUGGUCUGCUAUCUACAGCGACUCUGCCGUGAGGCUUGUCUACAACGACGCCUGAGUAAGUUAUUAGAAAAGCUUAGAAAAAAAUAAUUCUGAAGGAAUACAAUGACUAUGUCAGUAGCGGAGAGGAAUUCAGGCUCUGAGGGCAAGGAGGAAGAAAGUGAGGAUGAAAGUGAAAUCCUGGAAGAGAGCCCAUGUGGACGCUGGCAAAAAAGAAAAGAUAAGGUGGGUAAUGUCCCCGGCUCCGAGAGUGCCUUCCUCGCCAUGGAUACAGAGGAGGGAGUGGAGGUGGUUUGGAAUGAGGUCCUCUUCUCUGACAGGAAGGUCCUCAUGGCUCUCGAGGACAAGAUUAAAGAGAUGUUUGAGAACUUGAUGCAGGUGGAGCACCCCAACAUCGUUAAGUUCCACAAGUACUGGCUGGACACGAAAGACACCCAUGCUCGAGUUGUGUUUAUCACAGAGUAUAUGUCCUCUGGCAGCCUGAAACAGUUUCUCAAGAAAACCAAGAAAAACCACAAGACCAUGAAUGUCAAGGCGUGGAAGCGGUGGUGCACUCAGAUCCUCUCUGCCCUCAGCUACCUGCACUGCUGUGAACCACCCAUUAUCCAUGGCAACCUGACCUGUGACACCAUUUUCAUUCAGCACAACGGGCUGCUCAAGAUCGGCUCAGUGUGGCAUCGGCUGUUUGUGAAUGUGGUCCCAGAGGCCAGUGUCCAUGGAAAGAUGCGACACCAGCGGGACGAGAAACGCAACCGGCAUUUUUUCUCCCCGGAAUAUGGCUCGGGGGAGGAUGAUUACGCCAUUGACAUCUUCUCCUUUGGGAUCUGUGCGUUGGAGAUGGCUGUGCUGGAAAUCCAAGCUAAUGGAGAUGCUGCUGUAUCCAAGGAGGCCAUAACCAAUGCUGGCCAAUCGCUAGAGGACGCCCUUAUGAGAGAGUUCACACAGUCGUGUGUGAAACACGAGGCCAGUAAGCGGCCCACUGCUCACGACCUGCUGUUCCACCGCGUGCUGUUCGAGGUCCACUCCCUCAAGCUGCUGGCUGGCCACUGCUUCAUCAACAACCAGUACCUGCUCCCUGAGAACUGUCUAGAGGAGAAGACAAAGUCAAUUGACCCAAAUUCUGUCAUGGCUGAGAUUUCCCAUGGAGACCGACCUGGAGUUCAGCUUAAGUACUCUCAUGUGUCCUCGCUGGAGCUUGAUAAAUUCCUGGAGGAUGUGAAAAAUGGGAUUUACCCCUUGAUGAAUUUUGCCUCUGCCAAACCCCACCCUGUACCCCGCGCCCUCUCCAUGUCCCACGAGCAAGUGGAGACCUCAAAAAGCCCGUCCCCCGAGCCCCAGGAGGCCGAGAGCAGGAAGGUCGUGCAGAUGCAUUGCAACCUGGAAUCCAACGAAGAAGGGACCAAAACUCACCUUUCCCUGUUUCUCAAAAUGGAGGACAAAUUACAUCGUCAACUUAGCUGUGAUAUCCUGCCAACUGACAGCUCCAGAGACCUGGUGAACGAGCUGGUGCACUAUGCCUUCAUCAGUGAGGAGGAUGGCGAGAGGAUGGUGGCAUUCCUUGAGGAUGCGUUAAGUCGCCACAGAGGAGCCACGGGGACCCAGGGAAGAUAGGGCGGAGUGUGGAGGAGCCUGCCCACUGAAGGGGGAAGGGGGGAUCCAUGGAGACAGAUGUGCCCAUUCGGGCUGAAGCGGAGAAGAUGCGAUGAAUAUGGAUCAUGAGGAAGAGGGAGAGGGGAUCAUGCAGAGAGUCCAAGUGACACACAGACAGAGGGAUUGAUUCAUCAGUGAGAGAGGAAGAAGAUCAGGCACACAUGCAGGACUGAGAGAAAGAGAGAGAGAAAGAGAGAGAGAGAAAGAGAAAGAGAGAGAGGAACAAGCCAGCCUGAGAAGGGCCCUAACACCUCCACCUCUGGAGGACCCAGGGCGUGACUGAGGCGUCCCACAGUGCUGUGGUAGUGAUAGUUGUGUCCAUCUCAGAUCUGAGAGGUGUCCAUGCCUUAGGAUGAACUGUGCACCCGUGUUCUGCUUCUCCCUUUCGGUAAUGUCCUCCCUACCCUUCGGGAGCCGCAUUACCGCAAGCGAGCUUGAGUUUGUCAACGCAUAACGUCUGAGAGUGAUCCAAGUAUGGAGUAUGACGGCUUUGUCUGCAUGUAAUUUGCUUCUUGCCAAAUCCUAGUCGACAACCCAGCUGGUCAUUUAGUGAUAUAUAUAAAAAAAAAACACUGCCUUUAAAGCAUAUUUUCAUUAGGCGGUAAGAAUUUUGCCAUUUGAUUUUUUUUGCAUUUCUCUUUAAGACAGCUUUGUAUACUAUACAUCACAAUUGUUAUAAUGGAACACUUCCCAGAAGAAGAUUCCAUUUUUGUUCCAAAAACAAUCUUUUUUUCUCAUGAACCAAUGAUCUUUGCCUCCAACCUCUAAAAAGCUUGACAGUAUUAAGCCUUGGGGGCCCUGCAUAUGACUGCACUGGGUGCGUUAUGUGAUGACAUGAACACACACCCCAGCAUCUCCAUUUACAUCAACUAGAAAUAAUCAUUGGGUAGAUGGAUAGGACAUGAUAAAGUGCCGUAGACAGCCUUUUUAUCUUAGUUAUUAGUCAGUUCUUGUGAAGUUCUGUGCAGAAACAGUCAACCAGCAGAUGUAUUUAAUGUAACAUUUGUUCUACUUGGCCUUAUAAAAAACAUGCAAUGAAGUGCUUCAAAUUAUAUUCUGCCAGAGACUAAUUAGACUUUAAUGGCCCCAUAUCUGUCUGUUAUAUGUUUUCUCUGUCUCCAUAAAGCUGUACACAAAUGUCA